Melozone crissalis (California towhee) is the source of this 996-nucleotide messenger RNA. It is a transcript of the gene SUCNR1, whose product is annotated as succinate receptor 1. The record is from RefSeq and is a predicted model, not a curated record. NCBI's taxonomy places the organism in Eukaryota, Metazoa, Chordata, Aves, Passeriformes, Passerellidae. Gene Ontology annotation, cellular component: plasma membrane. The transcript is spliced from 2 exons. Gene Ontology annotation, molecular function: G protein-coupled receptor activity. The coding region runs from base 1 to 996 and encodes 331 amino acids. Gene Ontology annotation, biological process: G protein-coupled receptor signaling pathway.
AUGGUAAGGCUCCACCACGGGCACCCUGCGUGGCACCCACGCGUCUGGGCUGUGAACGAGACCAGUGGCCAUCUUCCGACAAACAGAGUACUGGAAAAGUAUUAUCUCUCCACCAUGUACAGCCUUGAGUUCAUUAUAGGUGCCCUUGGAAACAUCAUCGUGGUGUUUGGCUAUGUUUUCUGCCUGAAAAAAUGGAAAAGCGGCAACGUCUACCUGUUCAAUUUAUCCAUAUCGGAUUUGCUAUUUCUGUGCACUCUGCCAAAUCUGGUGAACAGCUACUCCAAAGAUCAGUGGGCAGAGAGCACCCUGUGCCACAGCAACAGAUUCCUGCUGCACGCCAACCUGUACAGCAGCGUCCUGUUCCUCAUGGUCAUCAGCGUUGACCGGUACAUGCUGAUGAAGCACCCCUUCAGGGACCACAUCCUGCAGAAGAGGAGCACGGCUGUGGCGGUGUCUGUGGCCGUGUGGGUCGGGGUGAUCCUGGAGCUGCUGCCCCUGCUGCAUUUCCUGGAGCCCGUCACAGCUGCCAAUAACUACAAGUGCCUCGACUACGCCAGCUCUGGGGACCCCGUGGCGAGCCUCGUCUACAGCAUGUUCCUGACCGUCUUUGGCUUCCUCAUUCCGCUCCUGACCAUGGGCUGCUUCUACGUGAAGAUGGUUUGUUUCCUGCAGAACAGGAGCGAGCAGGUCCGCUCCGCCCUGACCCUGGAGAAGCCCCUGACCCUGGUGAUCCUCACCGUGGUGACCUUCUCCCUGCUCUUCACUCCCUACCACGUCAUGCGCAACGUGCGCAUCGCCUCCCGAAUCCCGGCCCUCAACGUCUCCGGGGGCACGCAGAGAGUCAUCACCACUGCUUACAUCAUCACCAGGCCCUUCGCCUUCCUAAACAGCGCCAUUAAUCCCGUCUUUUAUUUCCUGAUGGGUGACCACUUCAGAGAGAUGCUGAUGGCCAAAACAAGGCAGCUCCUGGGCAGGCUGACAGCCACUGGGAAGUGA